Messenger RNA from Staurois parvus, 370 nucleotides. The record is from the annotation of a GenBank genome assembly. NCBI's taxonomy places the organism in Eukaryota, Metazoa, Chordata, Amphibia, Anura, Ranidae.
AUGAUGGGGCACUAUUCCUCCCACUGAUACCAAUGAUGGGGCACGAUUCUUCCUACUGACACCAAUGAUGGGCACUAUUCCUCCCACUGACUCCAAUGAUGGGGCACUAUUCCUCCCACUGAUACCAAUGAUGGGGCACGAUUCUUCCUACUGACACCAAUGAUGGGACACUAUUCCUCCCACUGUAAUGAUGGGGCACCAUCAUUGGUGUCAGUGGGAGGAAUAGUGUCCCAUCAUUGGUAUUGUGGGAGAAAUCGUGCCCCAUCAUUGGUGUCAGAGCAAGGAAUAGCACCCCAUCAUUGGUGUCAGAGCAAGGAAUAGCACCCCAUCAUUGGUGUCAGAGCAAGGAAUAGCACCCCAUCAUUGGAAU